Molecule: messenger RNA, 7116 nt
Organism: Piliocolobus tephrosceles (Ugandan red Colobus)
Lineage: Eukaryota; Metazoa; Chordata; Mammalia; Primates; Cercopithecidae
Gene: ZBTB20
Product: zinc finger and BTB domain containing 20
Exons: 13
Coding region: 755-2980 (741 amino acids)
Biological process (GO): regulation of transcription by RNA polymerase II
Molecular function (GO): RNA polymerase II cis-regulatory region sequence-specific DNA binding; DNA-binding transcription factor activity, RNA polymerase II-specific; protein binding
Source: RefSeq, a predicted model, not a curated record
GUCCAAUGUAUGCCUUCUGCUGAAGAAGUAGGGGCGGGGGGAAGUUUAGGAGUUGAGGAAAGAAGAUUAAAGAGCGCGAGGAGACAAAUAAAAAGAAGUGUCAAGAAUUGCCUUUGGGACUCUGAAGGCUGAAGGUGGCAGGAAAUAAAAAAUAAUUGGAGUGGAAUUUCAAUGUCUUUAUUUCCCUGAAGACCAGCCUUUAAGAGCUUCCUCAAGUGUGUCUCCUCUUCCUAAAGUUGCACAGAAUCACCCUUGGGUCCUAGUCUUCUGCCCAGUAAUUGGACCCUAUUUUCCAGAAUACCUGAUAAAUUGCAAGUUUGUGCCCCACAGCUGCACAGACUGCCUGAAGUUACAUUUAGAGACUGAAAUCACUGCACCUUAAAAACAAAAGAUUGGGCUGCACUGUAUUCCUAAUGUUUCAUCAUUACUAACAGGAUACUCCUCAUGCUAUUGCUGUCUGAUCUUUGACCAUCAGUCUGUGACUUGCCCCUUCUCUUUACAUGCAGCCGCUCUCUGUUCCCUGCCCCAAUGAACAUCUGCACUAGGCCCAAGCCUUGGAGUAAUUUACCUGAAGAGUGACACCAUUUAUUUUGAAACUACUAUGAGGAAACUGAAGCCCAGAGAGGUGAAGUGAGGUGCCCAAGGCCACACAGCAAGUUAGAGGCACAGCUAGUACCAUAGCUCAAGUCUCCUGACUCCCAGUCCAGUGCUCCUCCCAUUACUCCACGAGUCCUGUCUCUAAGCUUCCUGACAAAUGCUAGAACGGAAGAAACCCAAGACAGCUGAAAACCAGAAGGCAUCUGAGGAGAAUGAGAUUACUCAGCCGGGUGGAUCCAGCGCCAAGCCGGGCCUUCCCUGCCUGAACUUUGAAGCUGUUUUGUCUCCAGACCCAGCCAUCCUCCACUCAACACAUUCACUGACAAACUCUCACGCUCACACCGGGUCAUCUGAUUGUGACAUCAGUUGCAAGGGGAUGACCGAGCGCAUUCACAGCAUCAACCUUCACAACUUCAGCAAUUCCGUGCUCGAGACCCUCAACGAGCAGCGCAACCGUGGCCACUUCUGUGACGUAACGGUGCGCAUCCACGGGAGCAUGCUGCGCGCACACCGCUGCGUGCUGGCAGCCGGCAGCCCUUUCUUCCAGGACAAACUGCUGCUUGGCUACAGCGACAUCGAGAUCCCGUCGGUGGUGUCAGUGCAGUCAGUGCAAAAGCUCAUUGACUUCAUGUACAGCGGCGUGCUACGGGUCUCGCAGUCGGAAGCUCUGCAGAUCCUCACGGCCGCCAGCAUCCUGCAGAUCAAAACAGUCAUCGACGAGUGCACGCGCAUCGUGUCACAGAACGUGGGCGAUGUGUUCCCGGGGAUCCAAGACUCGGGCCAGGACACGCCGCGGGGCACUCCCGAGUCAGGCACGUCAGGGCAAAGCAGCGACACGGAGUCGGGCUACCUGCAGAGCCACCCACAGCACAGCGUGGACAGGAUCUACUCUGCUCUCUACGCGUGCUCCAUGCAGAAUGGCAGCGGGGAGCGCUCUUUUUACAGCGGUGCAGUGGUCAGCCACCACGAGACUGCACUUGGCCUGCCCCGCGACCACCACAUGGAAGACCCCAGCUGGAUCACACGCAUCCAUGAGCGCUCGCAGCAGAUGGAGCGCUACCUGUCCACCACCCCCGAGACCACGCACUGCCGCAAGCAGCCCCGGCCUGUGCGCAUCCAGACCCUAGUGGGCAACAUCCACAUCAAGCAGGAGAUGGAGGACGAUUACGACUACUACGGGCAGCAAAGGGUGCAGAUCCUGGAGCGCAACGAAUCCGAGGAGUGCACGGAAGACACAGACCAGGCCGAGGGCACCGAGAGUGAGCCCAAAGGUGAAAGCUUCGACUCGGGCGUCAGCUCCUCCAUAGGCACCGAGCCUGACUCGGUGGAGCAGCAGUUUGGGCCUGGGGCGGCGCGGGACGGCCAGGCUGAACCCGCCCAACCUGAGCAGGCUGCAGAAGCCCCUGCCGAGGGUGGUCCGCAGCCAAACCAGCUAGAAACAGGUGCUUCCUCCCCGGAGAGAAGCAAUGAAGUGGAGAUGGACAACACUGUUAUCACUGUCAGCAACAGCUCUGACAAGAGCGUCCUGCAACAGCCUUCGGUCAACACGUCCAUCGGGCAGCCAUUGCCAAGUACCCAGCUCUACUUACGCCAGACAGAAACCCUCACCAGCAACCUGAGGAUGCCUCUGACCUUGACCAGCAACACACAGGUCAUUGGCACAGCUGGCAACACCUACCUGCCAGCCCUCUUCACUACCCAGCCCGCGGGCAGUGGCCCCAAGCCUUUCCUCUUCAGCCUGCCACAGCCCUUGGCAGGCCAGCAGACCCAGUUUGUGACAGUGUCCCAGCCCGGCCUGUCGACCUUUACUGCACAGCUGCCAGCGCCACAGCCCCUGGCCUCAUCCGCAGGCCACAGCACAGCCAGUGGGCAAGGCGAAAAAAAGCCUUACGAGUGCACUCUCUGCAACAAGACUUUCACCGCCAAACAGAACUACGUCAAGCACAUGUUCGUACACACAGGUGAGAAGCCCCACCAAUGCAGCAUCUGUUGGCGCUCCUUCUCCUUAAAGGAUUACCUUAUCAAGCACAUGGUGACACACACAGGAGUGAGGGCAUACCAGUGCAGUAUCUGCAACAAGCGCUUCACCCAGAAGAGCUCCCUCAACGUGCACAUGCGCCUCCACCGGGGAGAGAAGUCCUACGAGUGCUACAUCUGCAAAAAGAAGUUCUCUCACAAGACCCUCCUGGAGCGACACGUGGCCCUGCACAGUGCCAGCAAUGGGACCCCCCCUGCAGGCACACCCCCAGGUGCCCGCGCUGGCCCCCCAGGUGUGGUGGCCUGCACGGAGGGGACCACUUACGUCUGCUCCGUCUGCCCAGCAAAGUUUGACCAAAUCGAGCAGUUCAACGACCACAUGAGGAUGCAUGUGUCUGACGGAUAAGUAGUAUCUUUCUCUCUUUCUUAUGAACAAAACAAAACAACAACAAAAAACAAACAAACAAAAAAGCUAUGGCACUAGAAUUUAAGAAAUGUUUUGGUUUCAUUUUUACUUUCUGUUUUUGUUUUUGUUUCGUUUUCUUUUGUACUACAUGAAGAACUGUUUUUUGCCUGCUGGUACAUUACAUUUCCGGAGGCUUGGGUGAAUAAUAGUUUUCCCAGUCUCCCUCGGAUGGUGGCCUUAAGGCCUGGUAGUGCUUCAAGAGGUCCACUGGUUGGAUCUCUAGCUACUGGCCUCUAAAUACAACCCUUCUUUACAAAAAAAUCUUUUAAAAAAAAGUUAAAAAAAAAAAAAAAAAAAAAAUUUCCACUUGUGAAGAGCACUACAAAAAAUAUAUAACAAAAUCUAAAAGGCCUACUGUCUUUAAGUACACCGCUUGCAGUGUUUCAGUGGACAUUUUCACAAUUCUGGCCGCUUGGACUUCACAGUAACCAGUUAAAACUGUGGAAUAUCACUUCUGGUUGAAAACCCAGAGGAAAGGCCCUGCUGUUUUCCACCUACCACGUUGUCUGAUUUCAUAAAAGGGCUGUGGGGGUGGGAAGGGCAGUGGGUUCGGUGGUGUGGGAAAGAAAGACGAAUGGCAGGCUUCUCCCCCAGAUUCUGCCCGGGUCCACACACCCUGGCCCACCUUUUCCAUAUCCCCCUCUUGCAGCAGAAGCCAGGAAGACUUGGACAAGCAACAAGCAACAGUGGCUAUCGUAUUUAUUCAGUGUCUUCGCUGAGCCACAGCCUCAGCACAAUCAAGAGGGACUUUCAUGAAAGGCAGGAAUGCGGAUAAAACAAAGAUAUCAGAAAUGUGCACCUAUGUUUCUAGGUACAAGAGAAGGAUUAUUUCCAACAAUCUUUGCAAAAAAAAAAAAAAAAAGUGUCAGGAUAUAUUCUUGUGGAAGAGAAAAAGAAAGAGAAAUGGAGGGUGGGGGGGAACAAUAAAAAGUUCUUGAGGCUUUUUUAAUUCAAAAUUUUAUAGAGGGGCAAAAGUGACGUUUACCAGAUAGAAUGCUGAUUUUUUUAAUAUAUUUACAACAGUAUUUGUGUAAAAAAAAAAACAAAAAAAGUGAAAUUGUUAAAAGUAAUUUUUUUUCAUUUUGGUUUUGCAUACACUGCCACCAGUUCCUUCUCUUUUAUUUUAUUUCACACACAUAUAUAUAUUUUUUGGUAAGUCAAGACUGUUAAGGUUAGCGAUACUGCUUCCAGAUAGAAAGAAUAAAAGGCAACUAUAGUUAUAUUUGAAAGAGAGGAAGGAUAUUUUCUUCAUAUUUUUUUUAAUUUUUCUUAAUUUUUAUUAUUUUAAGUAUUGCCUGGGUUGAUGAGGGCCUCUGUGGCCAGCCCAUCCCUGCUGUAAUUUGAAUUGCUGCUUUGUAUUUUGAUAUGUAGUUCUUUGACUUUAGCAAGCUUAAGUUGCCCCACUGAAUAAUUUUUUUCAACUGAUCCAUCUAGAAUUCUGUUCUUUUUCAUGGAAGAGACUUUAUCUUUCAGAGAUUGCUUGCUUCUCCAAAAUUUCAUUGAGAUCUUACAAUUCUAGAAUUUCUAUUGACUCUACUUUUUUUCUUGGUGAAACACUAGUAGUCUGGAAGUCUUGAUAAAUGGGGUCUUUUCUUUUGUGAUCAGCCAGGAAGAGGAGUUCAUAAAACUCUGCCAUAGCUCCUCACCCUUCCCAACUGCAAAGAGCAUCAUUAUGAGAAGCCUGUUACAGAUCAAGAUGCAUUGAUGCCAAAAUUACUUUUUUCCUUUCAAAUAUCACCUUCUGACUAUUUCCACCAUGGUUAAGAGGGCUAAAUAAGAUGAUCAUUCUUUAGAUGACUAAUUAACCCUUGCUUCCUAGAGAGGUUUUAGGGAAAUUAAAAAAUUCCCAGAUGCCAACAUCCACUAUUCAAAAGACCACCAAUCUAUUGCAUCAUACCAGAUGCCACUCUCUCUUCCUAGUUGGGAUUUCUCUCCUCGGUCCUGAUCAAGGUAUUAUAAUAGAGAUAUUUUCAUUAUAGACAGUGUCCUGAAGGGAUUCCAGCUCAAAUAUAGGAUUUCUUAAACCUAGCUAAAACUCCCAAAGUGAUUUCAUUGCUGGGCAUAUUUUAACACACUUAGGGGAAAGCAAAUCUUUAAACAAAGCAAAACACCAAACUACAGUUUUAAAAAGAAGAAAGGAGAGAGUAUUUUAGUUUCAAAAUUACAUUACAUUUUAAUUUAAUUUUCCUUCUAAUUUUCCUGUCAGCAUUUUAUUUACAAAAACUGUGCAGCAAACGAGGGAAAAUCUUCCAACACAAACAACUCUGUAAUGACUAAAUUGGUUUUAUUCAUAUAUUUCAGACAUUUGGUUAACUUGGAUCUUUUUCAUAAGUUCUUUGUGACGCUUAGUAAGGUUAGUGUAACUGAAGUGUUUGUGAGUUUGAUUUGGUCCCACAGUGCUUAAUUCAGUGGAUAUUUUGCUAGAAGUUUUAAUGUACACUUGGGUGGUUAACUGACUAUUGAGUAUAACCUAUUGUGAUUUUUAAGAGGAGUCCUACCAAGAACUGUGUGUCCAAAACUGACCUGUUUUAACAGCUAGUGAGGAACAGCUUCCAAAAUAAAGUAAGUUCAUUUUUCUAUUGCUAAUUUUGCUUUUUAAAAUAUCAGUGUUGUAAAACUAAUAUUUCCACUUACCACCAAUAGAGGGAGCAUUAGUUAAUUAACUAUGUCAUGGAAUUGUUUUGGUAUUUUGGAAAACAAGUGAUUCCACCCAUAAAGUAAAAAGAGAAGAUUGACCUUAAGAAAAAAACUCUUAAAGCUAGAGGAUAAUGACAUGAAAUCACUCAAUACAUGUUACAAAUGAAAGAAGGCCAAAAACCACUUUGAAAUAUGUUUAACUGUUUAACAGUAGUAGACUUGAAAGUGUCUUUGUUCAAAUUUAGCAAAGUAGGAAGAAUUUUCACUAAUACCUCCUGAAAAGUUGAUCUUAGGUGCCAUUAUGGGCCACAUGUAGCUUUCUGUUUCUCAAAUCUGAGAUAGACCCAUUUGCCUUAAUGCUGAUUUGCCAUGUAAAAUGCUAAGCAAUUGGGUUAGAAUCCACCUUUUCUUUUGGUAGAACAUGUAGAGAAAAAGCUGCAGGUGACUUGAAACCCUGAGGAGUCUUAUCAUCCUUUCCCUGUAAAGGAAGCGUCUCUUUAAAAAAAGUGGAGGGGAGAGGGGGUGGAGGAUCCCUAAAGAAUUCUUAAUGAGGUGAUAUAAUCAUUGCAGUCCAUGACAAAAUGGACCAGCCAGGUUUGCAUAGCAGUAGACAUAUUCCUGCUGUAUGUUUAUCCUUCCCAAACAUGUCACAUUCUAAAAUAGUUGACAAAUUAUUUUGUGGAAAGAGGAAGAAGCUGGAUUGGAGUGGCAGAUCUAAUCUGGAGGAGCAAAGAGGUAGUUGUUUAUUGCAAUGUUCCUGGCCCAUCAAAUGGCCACUUUCCAAACUGACGUUUUAGGAAAUAAACUAAUCUGGACCUGUUUCAAAAGGAUGGAGAUGCGUUUAGAUUGUCAGUUCUCACUUUUAAAUUAAACAAUCACAAAUAUCUUUAGAAAUAGGGAAAGAUAUUUGCUUCAAAAUGAGAGAAUGAGUGUGGAUAUUUUUAAUUUUUUUUGUUUCAAGUCUUACAGUCAUCUUACAUUUGGAACUUCAUGGUAGGGUGAUAUCAGUGCUAAAAAAAAAUUUCUUUCUAGUAGCCAGGAAACAGAUAGAUAAGAUAAAAGCAAAUGUUCCAGAUUUAAGACUUCUUAGGGUGAGUACAAGGAAGAAGAACUAGUAUGGAAGGGACACUUUUUAGCAAUUUAUAAUUUUAUAAUGGAAUUUGCCAAACAAGGGAAAGGAAAAAAGUCAAAGGGGAAUUUUUAUCUCAAGAUAUUUAGAUAUGGUUAUAAAAAAUAAUAUUUUCUAGCACUAAAAACAUUGGUAUUAUCUCAGCGUCAUGGGCAAUUUUUCCUUAUUAAAUGCCAACAUUUGUACCAAAAAGGCCCCCAAAUGUGUGAAAUAUAAUCCUGAAAAAGAAAAUAAUUGGAAUACAUGGAUCUGAUAGAACUCUACACAGGGGGAAAAACUGAGAAACAAGCUAAGCAAAAAAAAAAAAAAA